Molecule: messenger RNA, 1235 nt
Organism: Brassica napus (rape)
Lineage: Eukaryota; Viridiplantae; Streptophyta; Magnoliopsida; Brassicales; Brassicaceae
Product: ubiquitin-conjugating enzyme E2 22
Exons: 8
Coding region: 256-1026 (256 amino acids)
Source: RefSeq, a predicted model, not a curated record
CUCUCUUCUCUCUCGUAUAAAAUUACAAUAAUUGAACUCUCUCUCUUCUCCGCUCUUCUCGAUUUCAACUACUCGUAGAAGAGAAAGGGAUCGCCUUUCUUCACUCUCUGCGUCCUAUCUCGAUUUCGUGCGAAGGGUUUUCCUCAAGCGAUGUCUUUCUUCAUUGGUUUCGCACUUAUUUAGGUUGAUCGCAUUUGAGUCUUGAAGACCUGAAAAGGAAUUGAUCAGUCAGUUAGUUACUUCUUAGUAUUCUCCAUGGGAAGUAAUGAGAAUCUACCACCCAAUGUUAUCAGGCAGCUCGCCAAGGAACUCAAGAGCCUUGACGAAUCUCCUCCGGAAGGCAUCAAGGUUGUUGUCAAUGACGAGGAUUUCUCACAGAUAUGUGCUGACAUUGAAGGACCAGUUGGGACUCCUUAUGAGAAUGGGCUUUUCCGUAUGAAGUUGGCACUGUCUCAUGAUUUUCCACAUUCCCCGCCUAAAGGCUACUUCAUGACAAAGAUAUUCCAUCCCAAUAUUGCUUCUAAUGGAGAGAUCUGCGUUAACACGCUUAAGAAAGAUUGGAAUCCUAGUCUUGGAUUAAGACAUGUCCUCUCUGUAGUGAGGUGCUUACUGAUCGAGCCGUUUCCAGAAUCUGCACUAAACGAACAGGCUGGAAAGAUGCUACUUGAGAACUAUGAAGAGUAUGCUAGGCAUGCUCGGCUUUACACGGGUAUCCAUGCUAAACCAAAACCUAAGUUCAAGACGGGAGCUAUCUCAGAGUCGACGACGGCUCUAAACGUUGGCCAGACUAACAACAACGAGACGCCUGGUGCUGCUUCUGCAAUACCCUCCUCAGUGGCAGACAUCAACAGAGUAACAACAACAACGAGUGGCCAAGACCAACAAGAAGUGGCUAACAAUUCUUUAGCAGCAGCAGGUUCUGCGAGUGUGGUCACUACGACCCAGAAAAGGGAAGCCGGUUUGGCCAAGGUGCAGGCAGACAAGAAGAAGGUAGACGCUAGAAAGAAGAGCUUGAGGAGACUGUGAUGAUGCAUGCUACUUCUCAAACUAAAGAGUUUGAUAACUUUUAUAACUUAAUUAUUUUUGUUUUUUUUUGUAUUGGAAUUAUCUGUUGAUUUGCUUUCGUACAAUAAUGUCUCUUUGUUACAUGUUGUUUUUACUGUUUAAUCAGAUUUGUAAAAUUGUUUUGGAAUACUGAAUGUAAUCAGACAAAGAAACCAUAGAUUGCAUGUUAA